Messenger RNA from Staurois parvus, 963 nucleotides. The record is from the annotation of a GenBank genome assembly. NCBI's taxonomy places the organism in Eukaryota, Metazoa, Chordata, Amphibia, Anura, Ranidae.
AUGGUAAAAAGAGUCUUUAUUCCACAAAGUUUGGCUUUUACUACUUAUUUGUUUUAUUUACUAUGUCUUACAGGAGUAUUGGGAAAUUCUUGGUCUCUUCAAGUAUCGAGAGACGUUAGUGGUGAGAUCGGUAAAGCCGCCUCUUUGCCGUGUUUGUUUUCUCACCACCCUCACAAGAACUACCAUGGCGGGAUAACGGUCAUCUGGCGAGUCAAACAACCGUACAAUGGAACUGUGGUCUUCAGGUGUUCCAGCGACCAUGUUACCGAGCCAUGUAAAACCACCGUGAACUACAUGAACAAAUUUCGACUCGUUGGAAGCCCACGAAACAACAAUGUCUCCAUCACCAUAGGAAACCUGACUUGGGAGGACAAUAAUAGGUAUUAUUGUCGGGUGGAACUGUCUAGUGACCGGCAUGAUAAAUACGAGACCAAAACUGGGACUUGGUUGCAUGUAUCUGCCCCUCCCAGGAUCGUCAACAUCUCGGUGGGAUUUGAUCACAGGCGGGGAUACCAUGCAGUCUGUAUUGCGGAAGGAGAACCUGCCCCCUCUUUGCUCUGGAUUGACCCUCAGAACCAUCACCAGGACACACUUCCAAGCAGCUUCACCUUGAAGCAUCAGAUGAUCACAGAGCUCCAUUAUCUGCACCAGGAUGGGAAGUAUAUCUGUGUGGCCACCAACAGUCAUGGCAGAACAGAGGGCUCGGUGUUCUUCUUCAAGUUCAGGCCGCAGCCCAACAACAGCUUUCCAUACGUGAUGCUGUGGGCUGCCCUGGGAGCUAAACUGCUGAUGCUGCUCCUGAUGUUUGCUGCAGCAAGCUACUACAGCAAAGGUGAGCAGCUCUGCCUUGUUAAGGUGGACCUUUCGGAGGGUUUACAGUGUAACUCUAGCAGCACGGCGGGAGCUGAGAGGUGGGUGCAGGAAGUGCCUAGUAGUCCUAGCAACCUACAACAGGGGGAAUGA